UCUUUUCGUUGUCUUCUUCCUUUGAGAGUGUCAUCGUCAUCGUUGAAAGGGUCGUGAGAUCGUCGGAACCAUUAUUUUAAUUAGGUUUAAUUGGGUGGGUGUUUCUGUCGGACCCUUCUCCUUUACUUAUUUGUGAGGUUUUGGUGUUUCUGUCGGCGCUUACUUUCGUUUCGGCGUUGCAAAUAAGCGUGUGUGGACGCGACGCGAGGUGGGGGGCGAUGCGAAUCGACGCCGAGUUUGAUCAGUGCAACGUGACGCUGGAGCCCGGAACGCGGGCCACGGAGCUCGAUCGAAGGCAUCGACGGGAUCGCAGGGCUUCUUCUGUCUGUUGCCGAGCUCGCCGAGCUUGUUUCCACUGACAAUGCGACCUCGCUUGCGACCUUCCAGACAUGAAGCUUGACCUGCAGCUGCCUCGUUUUCAGGAAUAAAGGGGCAAGCAGCAGUGGUGACACUACUCAUGGUUAUGUGUGCAAAGCAACAAAGAGGCUUGUGUUGGUAGACUAUCCGGGGUCAGAUUGCAUGCUGUUGAAAAAAAAGAAAAGCAGACAAGAUGGACUGUUCGCCGUCAAUGAAGUCAGAGAGCGAGGAUGAUUUGAAGCUGGACCUCGCCAUGGAGCUUGAGACACCAGUGGACAGCGCAGGCACCGCAGAGCUUUGGCGCAAGGCGCUCAAAAAGGUCGUCCCUGCGGUAGUCGUCCUCCGCAUUACUACCACACGCACAUUUGAUACUGAAGUGGCGGGGGCUACCCACGCCACGGGUUUUGUGGUUGACAAGCAACGGGGCAUUAUCCUCACAAAUCGCCAUGUUGUGAAGCCUGGACCCGUAGUGGCCGAAGCCAUGUUCGUUAACCGAGAGGAAAUUUUAGUAUAUCCUCUUUACCGAGACCCGGUUCACGAUUUUGGCUUUUUCUGGUACGAUCCACGCACUAUUCAGUUUCUCGACUAUGAGGAAAUCCCUCUUGCACCAGAUGCGGCUGCGGUGGGGCUUGAAAUUCGUGUUGUAGGCAAUGAUAGCGGAGAGAAAGUGUCAAUACUCGCGGGGACACUCGCGAGACUUGACCGUGAUGCGCCACAUUACAAGAGUACUGGGUACAACGAUUUCAACACGUUCUACAUGCAGGCGGCGUCAGGAACAAAGCGUGGUUCCAGCGGCUCUCCUGUGAUUGACAUCUAUGGUCAAGCUGUUGCACUCAACGCAGGAAGUAGAUCUUCUAGUGCUUCUGCUUUUUUUCUUCCUCUAGAGCGAGUCGUGCGGGCUCUUCAUCUGUUGCAAGAGCAAAAAGAUAUGUCUCUUAAGGGUUGGACGCCCGCUGUGAUUUCCCGUGGAACCCUGCAGCUGACAUUUUCCCACAAAGGAUUUCAUGAGAUUCGCCGACUUGGCUUGAAGAGGGAUACAGAGGAGAUGGUUCGCAAGGCCUCGCCCUCCUCCGAAACUGGAAUGCUUGUCGUGGAUUCAGUGGUACCAGAAGGACCUGCACACAAGCAACUGGAGCCAGGGGAUGUCCUUGUAAGUGCUGAAGGAGAAAUAUUGACUCAGUUUUUGAAGUAUGAAACUUUACUGGAUGAUAAUGUGGGGAAACUAAUCACCCUGAAGCUGGAUCGAGGCGGGACAACGAUCAACGUGACGAUUGAGGUUCAGGAUUUGCACUCUAUCACUCCCAAUAUGUUUCUGGAAGUGAGCGGCGGAGUACUCCACGCACUUUCCUACCAACAAGCCCGCAACUUGCACUUCGUUUGCGGUAUUGUAUACGUUGCAGAGCCUGGGUAUAUGCUAUCUUGUGCAGGAGUGCCAAGGCAUGCCAUAAUCAAAAAGAUGGCAGGAGAGGAAAUUGACAAUCUUGAUAAAUUCAUCUCGGUUUUCUUUAAACUCUCAAGAGGCGCGCGAGUUCCGCUAGAGUUUAUUAGCCAUUCUGACAGGCACCGAAUCAAGUCAGUCCUGAUCACAAUUGAUCGCCACGAGUGGUACGCACCCCCUCGGAUUUACAUCCGAAAUGAUGCCUUUGGGCUUUGGGAUAUUUAUCCCGCAGCUUCCAAAUCUGAGGUUGCGUUGAUGGCUCUAAAAGCUGACCCAAUGAAAGCGGAAGCUGAUGCUGUCUCCGCUGUUAACGGAACUGUUAAGAAAGGAGAUAAUGGCGAAAUUGCUGUCAAGGAUGAAUCUCAGGUUGAAGCUGUCAAAAUGGGUCAUAAAUUUAAGAACGAAAUCUUUUGUGAUCUCCCUGAUCCAACCAUCAAGGGUACAUUGGGCAGCACUUCUAGGCAAGAAAGUGGCAACGCUCCAGUAAAUAGCUCAUCAGUUGCAGAGUACGUCAUUGAGCCCACUCUGGUUAUGGUGGAGGUCCACAUCCCGCCCUUAGCCAUGCAUGAUGGUGUGCAUUUGCAUCAUUUUUCCGGCACUGGCGUUAUUGUGCACCACUCCAAAGAUCUCGGGCUGGUGGCAGUGGACAAGAACACAGUGGUCAUAUCAGUCUCGGAUGUCAUGUUGAACUUCGCUGCCUUCCCCAUGGAAAUCCCUGCCGAAGUCGUCUUUUUGCAUCCCGUGCACAAUUAUGCGUUAGUGGCCUACACUCCCAUCGCUUUAGGUGAAGUGGGCAUGGCUGCAGUACAGGCGGCUGUUCUCUCACCAGAUCCUCCACUGCGAAGAGGAGAUUUUGUUUACCUCGUUGGACUAUCCAGAAGCUUGCAAGCUACGUCACGGAAGUCGACUGUAACAAACUCUACGACUGCUCUCCACGUGCCAGCAACCGAUAUUCCCAGGUAUCGCGCUAUGAACAUGGAGGUCAUUGAGCUAGACAUUGACCUUGGCCACACGUUUUCGGGAGUCUUGGCUGAUGAAGCUGGCAGAGUCCAAGCCCUUUGGGGUAACUUCUCCGCUCAGGCGAAAUACGGAAAUGGCACCCUUCAAGAUUACAAAAUUGUGCGAGGGAUUCCAAUCCGUGCAAUAUCCGAGGUCUUGGAUGUCAUCGUGAGUGGAACGUCUGGAGGUUCUUCCCUGCUCAUUAACGGCGUGAAACGGUCCAUGCCUCUGAUACGUGUACUGGAGGCUGAGCUUUACCCCACUUUGUUGUCCAAGGCGCGAAUCUUCGGCCUCAGCGACAAGUGGAUGCAGACUUUGGUGGAGAGAGACAAUAUUCGAAGGCAGGUGCUGCGUGUGAAGGGAUGCUUGGCAGGGUCACGAGCAUUCGGUGUCCUCGAACAAGGGGACAUGUUGUUGGCCAUCAACGGGCAACCUGUGACCUGCUUCCGAGAUGUUGAGAUCUCCUGCGAAGCAACCAAGACAGGCGACUCUGACGCUCUUUCGCCUGGAACGUUAGAUGUCACAUUAUUUCGACAAGGCCAGGAGAUCAACGUAAAGGUGGGGAUUGACGACCGCCAUGGGCUUGGAACCACUAGAAUGAUAAACUGGGCUGGAUGUAUCUUGCAAGAGCCUCACUCCGCUGUUCGAGCGCUGGGAUUCUUCCCUGAGGAGGGCCAUGGAGUGUACGUGGCAGGGUAUUGCCAUGGCAGUCCUGCCCACAGAUAUCGCCUGCACGCACUCCGGUGGAUUGUGGAGGUCAAUGGUAAGCCCACUCCAACUCUCCAAGUCUUCGUUGACGUGACCCAGGAGUUAGAGCAUGGAGCUUUCGUGCGUGUUAAGACCGUGAACUUGAACGGCAAGCCUCGCGUGUUGACAGUGAAGCAGGAUCUUCACUAUUGGCCCACAUGGGAGCUUCGCUUGGAUCCAGCCACGGCGUUGUGGAGCCGCCAUAACAUCAAGACCCACUCAAACUAGAUGCGUCCGGCAUUCCAUUCAACGCUGACUUGCUCAACAACAAACCACCACCUGCUCUCAUCAGAUGCAGUUCCGAAACACCAUGAUGCUUUUGGGUCAUGGAGGUGAGGUCGGAGCUUGUGGAACAUUGAUUGUUGAAGAAGCGUUGGCUGCGCAUCCAGCUACUCGCCACUGCCUUGAAUGCUGCAACCUUAAAGAUCCACACCUUUGAAAUCCUCUAUCACAUUGUUGCUGAUUGUCUCAACAUUCAUCAAUGCGGAUGAGAAGAAGAAUAAGAAGAUGGACAGAAUUUGACGUUUGCAUUUGGAAUGUUUUAGUGAUAGAUUAAAAAUGUGGAAGGAAGUUCUUGAGAAACUGCUUAAAUUUAACAUUUCCUGAUUAAAAAGGGUAGUUUUGUGAAUUUCAGGAACAAGAAAAAAAAUCAUUAUAAAAGAAAAAUGAAAUAUUGAAUAACUGUUCAGGUUUAAGAAUAAUUGGUUUUAAUAUAAAUUGUCAAGGACUAAGAUGUCCUGCUUACAUAAACUUUUGAAAAUCCAUUAACAAAUGAAAAAGGUUAUCCUUUUGAGAAUUUUAAGUCCACAUGAUUCUUGGAGGUAUCAAAAGUUUUUCAAAAUUUACACACUUGUUGUAUCUUUUUAUACUAGUUUUAUGAAAUAUUUU
This is a messenger RNA of Physcomitrium patens, 4429 nucleotides long. RefSeq names its product protease Do-like 7. Gene Ontology annotation, molecular function: serine-type endopeptidase activity; protein binding. NCBI's taxonomy places the organism in Eukaryota, Viridiplantae, Streptophyta, Bryopsida, Funariales, Funariaceae. Gene Ontology annotation, biological process: proteolysis. The record is from RefSeq and is a predicted model, not a curated record.